GUCAUUCCCUCGGCACCACUCAAGUGGUGGAGGCAUAUACGGGAAAAGAUAAGAAAGUUAGUAGGAAAGAGUCACGUCGUUAAGGGUUCCAAGGACCUGGAAAUUUCCGUGCGGGGGAGAAGUCUCUUUUGAAUUUUUUGUCUGAAUCAAGAAGGGUUCAUCAUGUGGAAGUUUGCAUUGACGACGAGCCUUGUGGCUUUGGCUUUGGCCAGACCGGAACCUCCGGUUAACUCGUAUCUGCCGCCAGGCAGGGGUGGUCCUGGUGGUGGUGGCGGUGGUGGUGGCGGUGGUGGUGGUGGUGGUGGACCGUCGAAUCAGUAUGGACCACCUGGGUUUGGUGGUUCCGCUGGAUCUGGUAGCAGAUCAUCGAGUGCAGGUGGACCUUCGUCGCAAUAUGGAACGCCUGGUUUCGGUGGUGGUGGUGGUGGUGGCAACGACGGGGGUGGAUUUAAUGGAGGUGGCAAUGGUGCUGGAAAACCAUCUGACAGUUAUGGAACUCCUGGAGGUGGGAACGGGGGUUUUGGAAGAGGUGGAGGAUCUGGAGGAAGCAGACCGUCUAGUAGUUAUGGAGCUCCUGGUGGCGGACCUGGAAACGGGGGUGGCUUUGGAGGUAACGGCAAUGGAGGUAAUGGAGGUAAUGGAGGUAAUGGAGGUGGCCGAGGAAAUGGCAUUGGUGGAAGUUCGCGACCUUCGAGCAGCUAUGGUCCACCUAGUGGAAAUGGAGGCAGUGGAAGACCUUCCAAUUCUUAUGGUGCUCCUGGAGGUGGCAAUGGUGGCGGAAUUGGAGGUGGAAACGGUGGUAGAAACGGAGGUGGCUCAAGACCUUCUAGUAGCUAUGGAGCACCAGAAGGAGGUAACGUUGGCAAAAAUGGCGGUGGAAACGGAGGCGGAUUUGGUGCAGGCCCUGGAGGUCGACCAUCCAGCAACUAUGGCGUCCCUGGCGGUGGCAAUGGAGGUGACAAUGGAGGUGGCAACGGAGGCUUCGGUGGAAAUGCUGGUAGUACAGGAGGAAGACCAUCCUCAUCGUAUGGACCACCAGCUUCUGGAAACGGUGAUGGCGGCUUCGGCUCUGGAGGCGGAGGAGGUUUCGGCGGUUCUGGAGGUGCAGGCGGUAGACCAUCGUCUUCGUACGGGCCACCAGGCGCAAAUGGAAAUGGUUUCGGAGGUUCUUCGAACGGAGGUGGCUCCUUUGGAGGUUCGCAACCAUCAAGUACAUACGGCGCUCCUGGAGCUAAUGGAAAUGGAGGUGGCAGAGGUGCUGGAGGAAACGGAGGAUAUUCUUCGGGGGGGCCAGGAGAUAACGGAGGAUUCAACGGGAACGGUGGAGUUGGCGGCAAUGGCGGAGGAAGUGGUUAUGGAAGCAAUGCUGACGAGGGAAAUGACGAACCUGCAAAAUACGAAUUCUCCUAUGAGGUGAAGGAUGACGAAUCAGGCACCGAUUUCGGCCAUACUGAAACUCGCGAUGGUGAUCGUGCUCAGGGUGAAUUUAACGUACUGCUUCCGGAUGGUCGUAAACAGAUUGUGGAAUAUGAAGCAGAUCAAGAGGGAUUCAAGCCACAAAUUCGCUAUGAGGGUGAAGCUGGAAAUGGUGGAUACAGUUCAGGUGGACCAGGUGGAAAUGGAGGGGACAGUAACGGUUAUUCAUCUGGAGGUGGCGACCAAGGAUAUUCUUCGGGUGGUGGAAAUGGCGACGGCGGAUACCCCUCAGGAGGUGGAGGAAAUGGAGGAUAUCCUUCCGGUGGUGGAGGUAACGGUGGAAACGGAAAUGGUUACUCAUCCGGUGGUCCAGGUGGGAACAAUGGGUUUGGGGGAAAUGGUGGUGGUUUUGGGUCAGGCAAUGGAGGCGGCAAUGGGGGUUAUCCUUCCGGUGGUAGAAAUGGUGCUGGCAGAAAUGGUGGAGGUGGAUCAAGUGGCAAUGGCGGCGGUAAUGGCGGUGGAAAUGGAUAUCCAUCGGGUGGUCCAGGUGGAUUUGGAAAUGGUGGCAACAGCGGAAAUGGAUUUGGAAACAGCGGAAAUGGGGCAUCUGGUGGAUAUCCAUCGGGCGGUUCAAAUUCCCCAGGAUUCGGAGGUGGCAAUGGCGCUAGUAAUGGCGGCUAUCCAUCUGGCAAUGGUGGAGACGCAGAAGCCAAUGGCGGAUAUCAAUACUGAUCGCAUAGCUAAAUAAUAAAUCUCAAU
This is a messenger RNA of Cephus cinctus (wheat stem sawfly), 2175 nucleotides long. RefSeq names its product glycine-rich cell wall structural protein 1.8. The transcript is spliced from 5 exons. The record is from RefSeq and is a predicted model, not a curated record. Bases 163 to 2148 code for a protein of 661 amino acids. Lineage: Eukaryota; Metazoa; Arthropoda; Insecta; Hymenoptera; Cephidae. Gene Ontology annotation, cellular component: extracellular matrix.